Messenger RNA from Annulohypoxylon truncatum, 1729 nucleotides. RefSeq lists its product as uncharacterized. The record is from RefSeq and is a predicted model, not a curated record. Gene Ontology annotation, cellular component: Golgi membrane. The coding region runs from base 135 to 1364 and encodes 409 amino acids. The transcript has a single exon. Gene Ontology annotation, biological process: mitotic spindle elongation; vesicle-mediated transport. Lineage: Eukaryota; Fungi; Ascomycota; Sordariomycetes; Xylariales; Hypoxylaceae.
AGCUUUUGCAACCUGCACCGAUGAUCCGUUAAGUUUAAGGACCUUCCCUUUCGACACGAAAAGUCUAGAAAACCUUAGACCGUGCCGUGCCGCAUCAUACCACACCGCACGCACGCACGCACGUCCCGUUCAAAAUGCCACCCGAUCCUCUCUCUGCUGAGGCCCGAGUGCCCAUGCUCUCGCCCACGCCCUCGCCUCUCCCGUCUCCCUCUCCCUCCCCGCGCUCGAGCUCGCCGAGAACAGACGCCACCGCCGUCGUACCUCCGUGGGUGCGUCCGAGCCCGCAGCGCCCAGCCUCGGGGCAAAAUAGCCGACGUCUAUCAACGCCGUACUCGCGGUCCGCCGCCGCCUCCGACGAGUCCCACGCGCCGCUGGGCCAGCGCCUGAUGCGCGGGAGCCUGACCCUCGCCAACAAGAUGCUCAAGCUAUUCUACACGCUCACCCCCUUGCAGCGCGUCCUCUUCGUGCUCGCCCUGCUCGCCGCCAACGUGCUCCUCGUCCUCGGCAUGGUGUACUCGCACCGCAUCUUCAAGGCGCUGGGGCCCGUGGCCCAGGGGUGGCGCGCGCUGCCGGGGGGCUGGGUCCUCGUCUUCCUGAUGACGUGCCUCAGCGGCUUCCCGCCCAUGAUCGGGUAUAGUACGUGCGUGACCGUCGCGGGCUUCGUGUACGGGUUCCCCGGCGGCUGGCCCAUCGUCGCGGGCGCCACCGUGUUCGGGUCGCUCGCCGCCUUCCUGACGAGCCGCACCGUGUUCGCGGGCUACGUGCACUCGCUCGUCGGCGCGGACAAGCGGUUCGUGGCGCUGGGCCAGGUGCUAAGGCGCGACGGCCUGCUCGUCCUCGCCGCCAUCCGCUUCUGCCCCUUACCCUUCAGCCUGAGCAACGGCUUCCUCGCUACGAUUUCUACUAUCACGCCCUUGCGCUUCGCGACGGCGACGGCGAUGGCGACGCCCAAGCUGCUCGUCCACGUCUUCAUCGGCAGCCGGCUCGCGCUGCUGGCCGAGAGCGGCGACGAGAUGAGCGUCGGCGAUAAGGUGGUCAACUACCUCAGCAUGCUGGUCGGGUCCGCCGUUGGCAUCGCGCUUAGCUUGUUCAUAUACCGGCGCACGAUGGCGCGCGCCAACGAGCUAGCGCGGGAGGAGGCGGCUGAGAAUGGCGGUGCGGGUGGAGGAGGCGACGUGGACUUGAGCUACGAGGACCUCGAGGAGGGGGUGCUGGGCCAGAGGCCCGGGGAGGCGGACGAGGCGGCGCUGAUGGACGACGAUGACAUCUCGUUGUGGGAGACGGAGGGGCUCGAGUCCGGAUACCGGGACGAGGAUACGGAGGGAGAGGGGAACGGGAAUGGAAACGGGAAGCAGAAUCACUGAAAGAAAAGAAGAAAGGAAAGGGGAGAAAAAGGAGACUGCGUACAUAAGAAUUUUGUAAUCUGAAAGUUUCUCAAUAAGGGUUUCGUGUACGGGGUAAGGGAGUAAGGGCAACGGUAUGUUUUGUUUGGCGUUUUCGAGCGAGGUAAAGAAAGAAAGACGGAGAGGGAGUAUAAGACUAUAAGGCCAGCUCGCAUUUUUGCAUUUUGGAACGGGGACUUGGGGUUUUGGUAUUGGGAUUGGGUGGUUGGGAUGUACGGGCAUACAAGUACAAGAUCAUUAUCAUAUCGCAAUAGUUAGACACGGACGGGGAUGGCUAGGCCGGGGAAAUGCUGAUAUCGUAAAAGAGAAAAGGUUGCAAUGCGAUA